Molecule: messenger RNA, 1843 nt
Organism: Micropterus dolomieu (smallmouth bass)
Lineage: Eukaryota; Metazoa; Chordata; Actinopteri; Centrarchiformes; Centrarchidae
Gene: mcoln3a
Product: mucolipin TRP cation channel 3a
Exons: 13
Cellular component (GO): plasma membrane; lysosomal membrane
Molecular function (GO): NAADP-sensitive calcium-release channel activity
Source: RefSeq, a predicted model, not a curated record
UUUUUGUUUUGGAAAAACUGGAAAAGCUGAAAAUGACGCAGAGGAGUGACAGUCAUUGUGCUGAAGGCUGCUUUGGUGACUGCACUGCCUGAUCUUCACAGACGACAGUGUUGGUUCGCUGGUGCACAGCAGUAAAAUGGAGGACUCUGAGCCACUGCUGGCCACAAGGUCAGAGGAGAGGAGGCUUAACGGACACUGCAGAUGCGGCACUCACACUCUGUCGAAGAUGGUGGAGGACUUCAGACGAAGGCUCAAGUACUUCUUCAUGAACCCCUGUGAGAAAUACAGAGCCAGGGGUCGCAAACCAUGGAAACUGAUGAUACAAAUAUUAAAAAUUGCGAUCAUCACAGUCCAGUUAGUCUCCUUUGGCCUGAGCAACGAAAUGAUGGUCACUUUCAAAGAAGAUAAUCUGAUGACAUUCAAACAUCUGUUUCUAAAAGGAUACAAGGAUCACCGGCUGGGAAGCUAUGCGCUGUACACAAAAGCAGACGUAUAUGAUCACAUCUACUACAUUAUGGACAGGUACAUCAAUCUCCCAAACCUGACAGUAGGUAACCUUGCAUACGAGUGGGCUGGUGGAAAGUACACGCCCCUGUCUGUCUGUCAAGAGUUUUACAGAAACAGCAGCAUCGAUCCUGAAAAUGAGACCCUUCAUAUUGAUCCCCAUAUUGAUAAAGAUUGUAUUUUCAUAAAUCCUGUGCAGUCGUUCGACAACAGCAGUUUGAACUUCUCUAUAGAUUUCAAAAGGCUGCUAUCAGUGAACAUCUACCUUACUCUGAAAACCAUCAAUCUUCAGACUGUGCGGCACCACGAGCUACCAGACUGUUAUGACUUCCAUGUGAUGAUCAUGUUUGACAAUCGUGCACACAGUGGAAAGAUAAAGGUUGAUGUUAAAAAUGACGCAAGAAUUUAUGAAUGCAGAGACUGGAAGGUGGAAGGUAUUUAAACUGAUAAGAACGAUUACCUCCUCUUGUUGUUUGACUCUGUGGUCAUCCUUGCCUGCUUCACCUCUCUCAUCCUUUGCACGCGAUCCAUCAUCAAUGGAAUCCAACUCCAGUUUGAAUUCAACACAUUCUUCCACGCCUACUACAAUAAAAUAGUUACUUGGUCAGACCGCAUGGAGUUUGUGAAUGGCUGGUAUAUCCUGAUCAUUGUGAGCGACACACUGACCAUCGCUGGGUCAGCGCUCAAAAUUGGAAUACAAAAAAAGUACCUGACAGACUAUGAUGUCUGCAGUAUCUUGCUGGGAACAGCCACAAUGCUUGUCUGGGUCGGUGUACUUCGUUACCUUGGUUUCUUCAAGAAAUACAACAUAUUAAUCUUAACCCUAAGGGCAGCAUUCCCAAAUGUGAUCCGAUUCUGCUGUUGUGCGGCCAUGAUCUACUUCGGGUACUGUUUCUGUGGUUGGAUCGUCCUCGGGCCUUACCAUGACAAAUUCCGAACGCUCGACAAGGUGACAGAGUGUCUCUUCUCUCUCAUCAACGGGGACGACAUGUACGCCACCUUCCUGCAGAUGAGAGACAAAGGCUACAUGGUGUGGCUUUUCAGCAGACUUUACCUCUACUCCUUCAUCUCCCUCUUCAUCUACAUGGUGCUCAGCCUGUUCAUCGCUGUGAUUACUGACACCUAUGAGACCAUCAAGCAUCACCAGAAAGACAAGGCGCCCGUGUCCCAGCUUCAGGCCUUCAUAGCUGAGUGCAGGGACCAGCCAGAGUCUGGAAGAUACCAGACUGAUGAAGAGCCAGUUUCCCGCUGCCUCUCUCCGUGCUGCUGCUUUUAAUGACAUGAGAAGAUGUGUCUUUUACCUUUGCCAAGUGCGGACAAAGAGCUGACAUAUGAUGAA